CCUCACGAGUGCAACAAUCCAUCAUGCCUGAACGAUCCGGCUUCCAAUAUGCCUCUUUCGACUGGGAAUCGUACAUGCGAUUCCGCCCAGCCUACCCUCCCAAAGUUUACUCGACCGUGUACGACCACCACAAGGCCAAUGGAGGGAGCUUCAACUCCGCAGUAGAUAUCGGCGCAGGGAUUGGAAUCGUAUCUGCCGAGCUCGUGAAGAAGUUCUCCCACGUAACGGUCACCGAUCCCUCUGCUGAGUACGUGGAAGCUGCAAAGGCGUUCCUCGCGGCGAACCCCAAGGAAAAGGGCGCGAAAAUCAGCGUACCAUACCGAUGCCCUCAAUGCCACCGCCUGCCGCUACGAUCACCUUCGCUUCCCCACCGACACCUGGACAUCCGUGCGCCGUAUCCACGUUAGUCCAGACCACCUCUUCACGCAGCCGGUUGGUGAGGGAUUCCCUUCGCAUGUCACCGCGGACCAGAGCGUAGAGACUUUCGACGACGAGAAGAUGAUCUCCCGUGAGGCGGAUUAUGAGUGGGUUGAGGGGUUC
This is a messenger RNA of Zymoseptoria tritici IPO323, 540 nucleotides long. RefSeq lists its product as uncharacterized. Gene Ontology annotation, molecular function: methyltransferase activity. Lineage: Eukaryota; Fungi; Ascomycota; Dothideomycetes; Mycosphaerellales; Mycosphaerellaceae. Gene Ontology annotation, biological process: N-terminal protein amino acid methylation. Bases 24 to 407 code for a protein of 127 amino acids. The record is from RefSeq and is a predicted model, not a curated record. The transcript has 2 exons.